UAUAAAGAUUUGAUUAUGUGAAUUGCAACAAAACGUAUUAACCUCCUAGAUCACAAGACUAAAUGGCAAACAACAUGACUGAUGUCGAUGAUGUCGUUGUUGGGGACAACAGCAUCGAGAUUGAAAGCGAACGGACCAUAUUUCUAACGUUUGCUCGUGGGGUUCCUGUGUCGGAGGCAGAGGUGAAGCAGUUUUUCACAGAAACGUAUGGUGAAAAUUGUGUUAAAGGCGUUGACAUGCAAUAUAGCGAUGGCCAACAACAAUCACUAUUUGCUCGGUUGGUCUUGGACUCGGUCGCUACCAUGAAUCGCAUACUCGAUGGCAAACGCGAACGCAUUAAAAAGUUGUGGAUCAACGAGAAGCUCAUUUGGGCUCGUAAGCACGAGAGAAGGGAUGUAUCGAUAUAACUACAUCCCAAAUGGAUAUUUAUAUAUCUUGUUUCUCGUUUUGUUGUUACUCUUCUGAUGCAAAAAGUCUUUCUCUUAUCUGCUGUAGUCUAAUAACUAGAAAACAUAUGUAACUCCCCGACCACAUUGGGUUUCUUCACUCUGAAUGAAAUAUGUUUUCACAUA
Molecule: messenger RNA, 572 nt
Organism: Camelina sativa (false flax)
Lineage: Eukaryota; Viridiplantae; Streptophyta; Magnoliopsida; Brassicales; Brassicaceae
Source: RefSeq, a predicted model, not a curated record